UUUUGAUGUAAAAUAAGUCCCGCGCAGUGAUAUUGUAUACAAAUGUCAAGGAAGAAACAAUAUGGCGGAUAAGUACUUGACGUGCUUCGAAAACAUGAUUAAGUGGAUUCGUUAUAUUUAAAACAGCCAAACAUGGAAUCUGUUUCACGGAACUGUACCCGUUUCACCAGACUGACCUGAAUCACAAGAAGAAGCAGACAGUGGCGCCACCUAGUGUCUGAACCGAAGCUGUGUGUGUACCGCUGUCAGCGUGGAUGACCUCACUCACAGAUGGCGACAGGGUUAUAAAAUAGUCACCUGAAUGGAUAUAUGAUUUGCCGUUGAGAUGUCGAAAGCCAUUGACCAGUCUGACGAGGAUCGCGUGGUGAGCAGCAGUAGCAGCAGCUCAGACAGUGAGAGCGAUGUGGAGGAGGUAGCCGACUGCGUGACUGAUGUGAGCAGCUCGCAGGAGCUGACGUUAGUCGACGUCGAGUCAACGCUGCUCGUCCAACCACACACAGAGGAAGAUGAUGAGGGAGAACCAGACAUGUUUGACGAGGGUGAAGGGGAAGGAGAGACUGACAUUCAGAGUACUCUCGAAACUCCUGAACCAGUCCCUAAAAGAGAUCUCACGCCAGACAAGAAAAAGAAGAAAAAGAAGAAGAAAAAGUGGAUUUACAUUUGUCUAACAAACUGCAAGUAUGAUGUUGUACGGAGAGUGUCUCGACGGUUUGGUUUUCGUGAAGUGUCUGAUGAUGAAGACUGGACUCUGUACUGGACAGAUUACUCCGUGGCUCUCGAACGAGUCAUGGACAUGAAGAAAUAUCAGAAAAUAAACCACUUUCCUGGAAUGAAUGAAAUUUGUCGGAAGGAUCUUCUUGCCCGCAACCUCAACAGAAUGUAUAAAGUCUUUCCUAAGGACUACAAUGUCUUCCCUAAAACAUGGUGCCUUCCUGCUGAUUACGGAGAUUUUCAAGCAUAUACAAGACAGAAGAAGAAUAAGACGUACAUACUGAAACCCGAGUCUGGAUGUCAAGGUCGGGGGAUCUGGGUCACAAAGAAUCCCCGUGAAAUCAAGCCACAUGAACAUAUGAUCUGCCAAGUUUAUGUCACCAAGCCUUUUCUAAUUGAUGGCUUUAAGUUUGACUUGAGAAUCUACGUGCUGAUCACAUCGUGCGACCCUCUCCGGAUAUUUGUCUUCAAGGACGGACUUGCCAGAUUCGCCACAACUAAAUACUACGAGCCCACUCACAACAACACAGACAAUGUUUACAUGCACCUGACAAACUAUGCUAUCAACAAACACAGUUCAGACUUCGUACGAGAUGAUGAAGCUGGAAGUAAACGGAGAAUCACCACAGUGAACAAAUACUUGCAAGACAAAGGCUUCAACGUUGAGAAGAUGUGGAGCGACAUCGAUGACGUCAUUGUAAAGACGUGCAUCUCGGCACACUCCGUACUGAAACACAACUACCGCACCUGCUUCCCGAACCACGUCAAGGGCAGCGCCUGCUUCGAGAUUCUUGGCAUCGACAUUCUGCUUGACAAGAAGAUGAGACCAUACAUUCUGGAGGUGAAUCACUCUCCGAGUUUCGCAACUGACGCUGACUUAGAUCGAGAUAUUAAGGGGACACUGAUAUGGGACACACUCAAUCUGGUGAACUUCGGUGCAUGUGAUCGACGGCGGUGCAUCGACGAAGAGAGGAGGAGAAUAAAGGACAGGCUGAUGGGGAAAUACUCAAAAAAAGAGACAAAAGAGGAGUUUGAGCAAGCACAAAGCCAGUUCUUGGAGCAGCAAGAACGGUACGAGAAUUCACAUAUGGGCAACUUCCGGCGCAUUUAUCCCAUGCCAGGCUUCGAAAAAUACGAAAAGUUUUUCCACACCAGUGGAACGCUCUUCCAGGAAACUGCAGCAUUUCGAGCGCGGACCGAGAUGGCCAGGCAACAACGUGAGGAACUGAGUCGUAAGAAAGAGAAGUCUGAGUCGUUGAAGCAGGGCCGGAAGAAGGACGGCCUGCUGCGUCCCGAGAGUCCGAACAGUCGGAAACGACGCGCACUCAGUCGGACCUGUCUGCCAUCGAGAAUGUUUAAUGGAACUCGCACAAACCACGAGAGUCCCAUCAACGAGGAGCCGAUUGACACGACGAAACCCGUCGACAUUCGCGAGGAAGAGGAACUGGAACGCAUUAGCGGCUUGCUGCAGCGCGACAACCUCGUGCGCGGUCUCGGCAUCGUGGAGCACGUGUAUCGACUGCUGCACUGCACACCCGGCACCAUGGGCUCCGGUAGACCCGACCCACGGACCAUCCCACCAGCUGAAUCCAAGGGCCGGCCAUUUCGUAGUCUGAACUUUCAGGAUCCCUACCUUGGUGGCCGAUCAUCUUGCACCCGCAUUAAAGAUCGCCAGUAUUACAAAACUCUGUUGGACCGAUAUUUCGGUGGCAAUCAUGCCCUAUCGAAUGACAGUGUCACGUUAAAGUACGAGCACCGAUGUCUGCACCGCAACUUGCACUCGGGGCCCGGCAGUACCAUUCUGUAUCCGUGUGUGUCCCAGGACAGUACGAGACAGGUCCCCAACCUUUACUUGUCGCACGUUUCGGCACAAAAUAAAAACGCCCCAGAACGUCAUAGUAAGACAAAAGAAGCCGGCGAAGCAGAGAGAAAACAAUUGUCGCGGAAAACAUUAGCUAAUGCUCGAGGCACCCAGUCAUCUGUGGUACCAGACACCGAGUAUCGCAACUUGGUGGAUACCGAGGCAGAAAGAAACCGGCUGCUGGCCAGGAGUGGGUAUAAUCUCGACUGGAAGUCUGAUGCCACAACUCCAUCACUAAAGGCCAGGGGACUUAGUGCCCACGGACAGAGGAAGGAAUCGGAUCUGAUGGUCACCAAGUUUCAUCCUCAGCCGAUGGUGCACGGUUUGUCAGUUGUGUCUGCACCGGCCCCGGUUGUACAACGGCCCGAGCUGCAGCGGCCCAACGGGAUGAACAAUUCAGGAAACACUCUGAGCCGACUCACUUCCCACCUGUCAGUGAAGUCAGAGGCUCUUAACAGUCACCGGUCGACCAAGUCUCAACGAAUUCGCGGAGCUUCGAACAAUAUGAGAAUUAGACAGCUGGAAAUGAGGGAGAACCAUGCAUUCGUCUACAGUUGAUAAAAUAUGUAAUGUUGCUAUUGGAAACGUGUCCUUGACAACAUAGUGCAACUGUGUUGUUACAAGAAUAAGAGGUCCUUAGCAGCUUAGGGCUAACUAAGAGGAACUAAUAAUUGGUAACAAAGAACAACUGUGUUGUUUUAGGAACAAGUAUUUAGCAACAGUCUACAGCUGUGUUGUUAUAGGAACAAGUCUAUAGCAACUGUGUCCAACUUUUUGUUUUGGGAACAAUUUAAACCUGGCAGCAGUGGUUGUCAGUUUGUGUUCAAUAACAGUUUUUUAGAUUGGUGACAUUCUGCUUUAUGAUUAGAAGAAUUCUAACGGUUGACAACACAGGAUGUGUUUGUGUGUAAUGAUGUGCCUUGAGACAUUCUAUUUUUAAAAAAAACAAAUCGAAGAAUAAUUUUCGUACUCUUGGAAUGCAAAAAAAAGCCAUACGGGAAAAUAAAUACCUUUAUUUCAGGUGGAUUUGUUACUGUGGUGAACGAGAGUUGUAUUAGUUUUUCAGGUGCCAUUUAACAAGAAUUAAAGAAACAAACUGUUUCAGUACAUUUGGCAGGGAUCACAACAGUGUAACAGAUAUAAAGAUAUUUUAGAUUUUACAAUUUAUAGUUUGUAAAGAUUGCUUUAAAGUUUGUGACAUUUUUGUUUAAAUAUGUAACAAAGAUUAUUAAAUAUAUUUAACUAUUUAUAAGGUGAUAUAAUGAAUAAAGUCAUAUUUAUUAAAA
Gigantopelta aegis is the source of this 3858-nucleotide messenger RNA. RefSeq names its product tubulin polyglutamylase ttll6-like. The transcript has 18 exons. Gene Ontology annotation, cellular component: cilium. NCBI's taxonomy places the organism in Eukaryota, Metazoa, Mollusca, Gastropoda, Neomphalida, Peltospiridae. Gene Ontology annotation, biological process: protein polyglutamylation; microtubule cytoskeleton organization. Gene Ontology annotation, molecular function: tubulin-glutamic acid ligase activity; tubulin binding. The coding region runs from base 326 to 3130 and encodes 934 amino acids. The record is from RefSeq and is a predicted model, not a curated record.